AUGAAAUUAAACGAUCAAAAAAGCAACAGUCAACUAACCAUAUUUCCUUAAGCUUAUAAUACAAAUAUGACUGCAGCCUAUAAAUAUUUAUCAAGAGAGUCAAGUGUAAUAAAAAAUGAUAAUUAAAUAUUGAAAUCUCCAUCAUCAAACUAAUUAUAUAUUGCAUCAAAUAGAGGAAGUGAUAAGAAAGUAAGAAUUUAAGAAUCUGCCUCUAAAGGAUCAGUAUAAUUUAAAAGUACAGCAUAAUUUGGUAGAUCAUCAACUGAUUUAAUCUAAGUUCCUCCAAUGAGAAGUCUUAACAGAGAGGAUAGAGAAAAACUAAUAGCCACUCUUAUUCAAUAGGUUAAAUAGUAGAAUCAAUUAAUUGUGUAGUUGGAAGAUAGAGUAUAAUCAUAAGCAGAAUAAUUAGAUGAAUUAAAUCUCUAUAAUGAAAAAUAUGAACAAAAGGAGAAAUGUUAUGGAGAGAUUAUUUCAAAUUAAAAUAAAAUUAAUUCAAGAAGUAAUUAUAAAUAAAAAAUAUUAUUUAGUAUAACAAAUAGCGGAACUUAGACAAUUAGAAUAAGGAACUACUAAUGAUUAAUUAGAACUCUUAAAUUAAAUAUAUGAACACGAAGUUGAUAUGGAUAUGGCAAUCAAGUGGAGAGAUGCUAGGUUGAAAUUUAAUUUUUUAGAUGCUUUCUCUAAAGCUGCUAAGUAUUCUAAAAAGUUGAAUAGCAUUCUUGUUAGAAAAUAAACUAAAUAAUUGAAGGAAUCUUUUAAGGGAUGGAAAUUUUAUAUCUAAAACAAAGCCUUAUUAAAUUAACUCAAUGAUGUUAGAAAACUUAGGACUGUUAUUAAUUUUUGGAUGAAAUGGAAACAAUAUAUAUCAGAAAAAAAAUAAUAUGAUAAGAAUCUUAAAAUAUCAAUUCAAUUCUAUAAUCAAAAUGUGAAAAGAAAAUGUUUUAUUAAAUUGAAAUAAAAUUAUCUAAAAUACAAUUUUAGUUUUAAAGAUUAUUAAUAAAUUACUUAAUCUGCAAUAAAUGAAUUUAAUAGAAUUAAGUUAUUUAAAGUAAAAUAAUAUUAUUAAUUAUUAUAGGUUUUCAGUAAAUGGACUUUAUGGAUUAAAAAAUAGAAUUAAAAAUAGCAAAUAAUUUAUUAACAUAUAAAUAAUAGACGUACAAAGUAGAUGAAAGGUUUAAUACGUUUUUUGAGAUAGAAUUGUGAUUAUCAUAAGGAGAGAGCGAAUAAAAUAGUGAAAUAGAGAGGAUAGAUAAAGUUAAGAAAGUUAUUUAGUUAAUUGAGAGAGAAUUGGAAAUAGAAUAAAUAUAGAGAGAAUCAAAUUAAAUUAAAUAGGAAUUUCUUUAUAAAGAUGAGAGAAUUUAAGUAAUGGAUUAGAGAAUAUUAAAAACUAUCAAGAUUGAAUUGGAUAAGCGUUAAGGUUGUAGAAAAGAGGGAGACUUAAUUUUUAUAGAGAUGUAUAUGAAUAGAAUUAAUAGUUUUUAGUAUUUGAUACAUUGAAAAAUGAUGCAAAUUAUAGUAAAAUGAAGAGAUAGAAUGAAAUAUUGUUAAGCAAGAAAUAUGACAAUAGAGUAUUAAAUUGGGCAUUUAUGCAUUGGUUAAGCAAUCUAUUAAAAAAGAAGAAUUUAUUAGUAAAGGAAUAAAAUGUAGUAAUAUUGAAACAGAAGGAUAUAGAUUAUUAGUAAUAAAAUGAUGUAUAGAACUUAAAAUAAAUGUACGAUAGUGUUUCAUAGUAAUUGGGGAAUUAGGAGGAACAAAUAAAUAAUUAUAAAAUAUUGAUAUCUAAUUAAAAAGAAGUGGAACAUGAAUUGUAGAUGCAAUAGUAUAUAUAGAUUAUAUGAUAUAAAGUGAUUAUUUAAAAUAGGAGUUAGCAACAACGAAAGAUUAAUUGGUUCAUUAUUAGAUGGAGGGAGAUGAAGUUAGAAUCUUGAAGGAAUAAUAUACAUUAGCUUAAUAAUAAUUGAAAGAGUUGAGAAUGCAAUAAAAAUGUAAUGUUUUAGUUGUUCUAUAGUAAAGUGGGUUCUCCUAUUAGAAAUCUAUAGAGUAGUAGUAUCAAUGGAGAUAAUGAUUAAUUAAGAAAGUAAGUGGAGAUCAGUUCUACAUUACUUAAUGAUUAGAAAUAAGAGUAUAAUUAAUUGUAAAUGGAAUAUUCAAGGAUAGUUGGAGAUUAUGAAAAGAAGAUUAAAGAUAUUGAAAAGUAUUUUGUAGAUUUAUGUGAUAAAUAAAAAUUACAGAUUGAAAGAUGUAAUCAUUAAAAAUAUAGUAUGUAGUAUUGAAAGAGAAUUAAUCUAUUAAAAUUGAGAAUUAGUAGAAUGUUGUUUCCAGAAAUAAACUAAUGGAUGAAUUGAAUAUGAUUCAUGAAUCUUUUAGAGAGGAUUUACCAUAACAAUAACGUAAUAACUUUUAGACUCAAGAUUCUUAUGAAUAAUAACAUUUGCCUUACAAUAGAAGACUAAAGUCUAAUUUAUAUAGUCAAACAUCACCUAUUUCAGAAAAUUAAUACUCUCAAAAUUCUCCAUUUAAAAAAGUAUAGAUUGAAGAUAGGUAUCUAUCUAUUCAUAUUAUUUUUAAAGAAGAAUCAAAGAAGAAGCAUGUAAUUUAAGAGAAGAUAUUAAACGAAGAUUGGCAUCUUUAAAAACUUAGAUGGAUUGUUAAUCAUGA
Messenger RNA from Paramecium sonneborni, 2658 nucleotides. NCBI's taxonomy places the organism in Eukaryota, Ciliophora, Oligohymenophorea, Peniculida, Parameciidae. The record is from the annotation of a GenBank genome assembly.